Messenger RNA from Parnassius mnemosyne (clouded apollo), 4401 nucleotides. The record is from the annotation of a GenBank genome assembly. Lineage: Eukaryota; Metazoa; Arthropoda; Insecta; Lepidoptera; Papilionidae.
AUGGAAGUUAAUAUACCUGAAAAUAGCAAUGCGAAGUACCGAGUUCCAGUAAAGGUCAACGGUAAUGUCCUUCUUGCUCAUAUCGAUUUAGGAAGUGACUGCACUUUAAUUCGAUUGUCAGAUGCAGAGAAAUUAUGUGUUAAAUGGCAGGCUGUUGAUUCUCCCGUUCUGAAAGGAUUAGGAAAUACUCCUUAUCGACCAUUAGGAGUAACGUACGUAACUAUAGAUAUUCAAGGUGUAGUUGAAGAAAAUGUAAAAGCAUUAAUAGUAGACGACUACAUGAUAAGCCAUCCUAUACUCAUUGGACACACGUAUACUGAGCGCCCUACAAUAGAAAUUAUUAAAACCCCUUCAGAUUUGAUUAUAAAGCGAAGUAACUUCCAAAUUGAAAAUGUUAAGAUACCUCUUGUAGUUUCUGAAAAGGUAGUCUUAAAACGUGAUGGCCUUUCUAUAAUUUGUGCUAAAUCUGAAAAGGAUAUUUCUGGUUCUAUUUACGUUCAUGGGGAUAUCAGGGGACCCCCGGGCAAAGAAUAUUUCUUAUUACCGGGCCAAUUUGAAAUAAUAAACGGAAUAACAAAGCUACUGGCUCAAUGUUUAAGCGACAAUACGGUCGAGAUAGGCCACGGAACUUUAAUAACUCGUGCACGUAGCAUAACUAAUAAUUGCAACGACAUGGCCUCUGUUUUAAAUAUAAACUUAGAAGAUGAGUCGAUAACUUUAAACUGUGGACUUGUGGAUCCCGAGCAAAAGAAUAAACUAGCUGAUUUACUGGACAAGUACAAAGGAUGUUUUUCAUCAAAUUUGCAUAACUUGGGAUUCACUACAGCUGCAGAGAUGGUCAUUCAUCUAAAAGAUUCAUCACCGAUAGUAUAUAGGCCUUAUCGGUUAUCUUUUGCCGAUAGACAAUUAGUCCGUAACAUGAUUCAGGAAAUGCUCGACUGUGGAAUUGUUCGGGAGUCUGCUUCGCCUUAUGCUAGCCCGAUAGUUCUAGUACAAAAGAAAUCUGGGGAAAAAAGGUUAUGUGUGGACUAUAGAGCGCUUAACAAUAAAACAAUUAAAGAACAUUACCCCUUACCACGCAUCGAAGACCAACUAGAUUUACUGAGUGGGAGUAAAUUAUUCAUCACUCUGGAUCUCGCAUCUGGUUAUUACCAGAUUCCGAUUGAGGAGGGGUCCCGUGACAAAACUGCGUUUGUAACACCAGAUGGGCAGUUCGAAUAUACCAGGAUGCCGUUCGGGCUGGUGAAUGCACCAUCUGUAUUUCAAAGAGCAAUGAAUAAAAUUCUAAACAAAGCACGAGUAAAAUAUGCUCUCGUCUACAUGGAUGACAUCCUGAUCCCAGCAAAAACCUUUGACGAGGGCUUAUUGCGUUUGGAGGAAGUCCUCGCACUUCUAAAAGAAGGUGGGCUUACGCUAAAGUUAAGCAAAUGUAGGUUCUUCUUUGACAAAAUUGAGUACUUGGGAUUCGAGAUAAGCGCUGAUGGAGUUCGUCCAGGAUCUCUUAAAACUGAUGCUGUUUCGAAAUUCCCAACUCCUCUAAACCAACACGAUGUGAGAAGAUUCAUCGGUUUGGCGAGUUUUUUUAGGCGGUUUAUAAAAGAUUUCGCUAUCUUGGCACGACCGCUAACAACAUUAUUGAAGAAAGAUGUCAAAUGGCAAUGGAGUUAUGAAGAACAAAAAUCUUUUGAAACCCUUAAGACAAAAUUAGUCCAACGACCAGUACUAGCUCUAUAUAAUCCAGAAGCAGAAACACAACUUCACACUGACGCUAGUAAGUUGGGCGUUGCAGGCAUACUUCUACAAAGAAAUUCUAAUUGUAUUCUCCAACCUAUUGCCUAUUAUAGUCGUCAAACUAACCCUGAUGAACAGAAACUUCACUCUUUCGAAUUAGAGACUCUGGCGGUAGUAGCGUCUCUGAACAAAUUCAGAGUGUACCUACUAGGCAUAAAGUUUAAAAUUUUCACAGAUUGCAAUGCACUACGCACAACCCUUACCAAACGUGAUCUAAUUCCGCGCAUUGCCCGCUGGUGGAUACAGUUUCAAGAGUUUGAUUGUACUAUUGAACACAAACCGGGCGAAAAAAUGGCGCAUGUCGAUGCAUUGAGUCGACAUGCUAUACCCGAUGUGAGUACAGAAAAUCGCGUUCUUGACAUCCUUACGGUAAAUGCGGAGGAUUGGAUCGCAACCGUCCAAGAUGACGAUGAGAACAUAAAACAUAUCAAAGACGUACUUUCAAAUCCUAAUUCAGAGAAAAUUAUGGAUAUCAUCAAAAACUACAAGUUGAAAAAUGGUAGGGUCUAUCGGAUUUUGGAUGCAGACACAAUCAGAUGGGUGGUACCAAAAGGGGCGCGUUGGCAGAUUCUGAAAGCUAAUCAUGAUAACGUAGGUCAUUUUGGGUUCGUAAAAACUUUAGACCGAAUACAAGCCAUGUAUUGGUUCCCCAAGAUGAGAAGAUUCGUAAAAAAAUACGUCAGCGCGUGUUUAGAAUGUGCCCACCAUAAAACAACUGGUGGACUAAAAGUAAAUAGUUUCCAUCCAAUUCCUAAAAUUGACAUACCCUUCCACACUAUCCAUGCCGACCAUUUAGGCCCUUUCAAUAAGAGCAAACGAAGGAAUAGCUAUAUUCUAGUCAUAGUCGAUGCCUUUACCAAAUUUGUUAAUUUAACAGCAGUGCAAAAUACGAAAUCUACAACAACUAUUCGAAUAUUUAAAGAACAUUUUAGUUAUUUUGGAACUCCCGCUAGACUUAUAACCGAUCAGGGUACAACCUUUACAAGCAAAAAGUUUCGGGACUUUAUAGUUUCUAAGGGUAUUAAACAUGUCCUUAACGCUGUCGCCACCCCUAGAGCGAAUGGCCAAGUAGAGCGGUACAAUCGCACAAUUCUGGCUGCACUCGGCGCAAUGACCCACGAAAAGCCUAUAAAUGUGUGGGAUGAGUACCUGCCUGACGUUCAACUUGGAGUCAAUACCACUGUUCAUGCCAUUACGAAAAAAACUCCAACAGAGCUUUUAUUUGGCCAUAGAAUUACAAAUCCUUCCGAAGGGAUCCUUAAUGACAUAAUCGAGGACGUUAAUGAAAAUGAGGUUACCCCUAACUUAAACACCAUCAGACAGGGUGGAAAGCUUCUUAUAGAUAAGCAGCAACAUAAAUAUAAAGAACGAUCCGAAACUCGCGUGAAAAAUAACAUAGCCCUUAAGGUAGGCGAUCUUGUAAGUGUUUUGAGAACUAUCCCUAGCCAAGAAGGGCAGUCUCUAGAUGUGAAUUGUUUUAAACUACAACAAGUUCUUAUCUUAAGUAGACAUAACUUAAGAACUCCGCUAACUAGUAACCUUAAAGACACGUCACCCCAUAAAUGGCCCAAAUGGAAAUAUGAUUACGGAUAUUUAACGGACAAAGGUGCUUUGUUAGAAAGUUACAUGGGCGAAUAUUUUAAAGAAUGGCUAAAUGAGCAAGGAUUAUUGCCGCCCGUAUGUCCAACAGCUGACGAUGUAUUUGUUUAUGCAAACACCAAACAACGCACGCGUGAAUCGGCGAAUGCUUUCGUAAGAGGUGCAUUCAAAAGUUGCAAUAUCAGUGCCUACAGCAUAAACUCGGAAAAAAUGGAUCCUGUUUUCAAUCCGAUUCUUCGCGAUACUUCAGAGGAAACAAAGCGAAAAAUAAUUGCGGAAUUGGAAAACAAAUUAAGGGAAUUAGACCUCGACGAAGCUUACACACACCUAAGCGAAAUUCUCGACUUGAAAAAUUCUCAUAUUUGUAAAAAUGAUUUAUUAUGUGAUUUUUCACAAUUUAAAAAUGAAAUCGUGUAUGUAAUAGGACAAGAACCUCGUAUUGUAGGGCCAUUAAAUACGACUAAUAACGUAAUGGAUGCGAUUAUUAUGAGUUAUUACGAAGGCAUGGCUAAUGAAGAUGUCGCGUGGGGUAAAAUAAAUAAAGCACAGCAGUGGACGUUAUUGACUAAGAUAAUUCGAGAAAACCAAAAUGUCCGCUUUAAUAGUUCCACACUCGGCAGAAAUGUAGCUAAACCUUUAUUAAAAUACAUUCAAGGUGUUUUUACAGAUAUUCCGCCACGAAAAGUGACAGUACUCUUCGGUCAUGAUUCAAACCUUAAUUCAGUUAUGGCUGCUUUGGGAUUGAAGCACUAUGAAUUACCAAAUCAUUAUGAAGCAACCCCACCAGGAGGGAAAAUCGUUUUCCAAAAAUGGCACGACGAAAAAAUGAAUCGAGAUUUACUAAAAAUCAAUUAUGUUUAUCAAACGAUCGACCAAAUACGAAAUACUUACUAUUUAUCAAGCAAAAACCCGCCUUUUUGGGUAGAUCUGGAGUUAACAAAUUGUAGCGUAGACAAAAACGGAUUCUGUCCUUGGGAGAAAUUUCAAAAAAUGUUAAUAUCUAUCAAUUAA